UGUCAAUCGCGCCCCGACGCGCUCUUUCUCUUCGCAAUUUCUUCCGAGCAGUCAGAUUUCGGUCUCCGAGUUGUGUUGUAGUUUAUUUUAUAGGCCCAAAAGUUUGCUUUUCACCACGGUAUGGCAUUUUUUAACUUAUUGAACCGUGUCGAGUAUGCGUGUGUCUGCGGUCUGCUGAAUCCGCUCACCAAGCUGUACUUUUGUCGUCAUUGCAUGAAGCUGCGCUGCGGAUUCUGCGUUUGUCAUGAGGUCGAUUCCAACUUUUGCUCCAACUGUCUCGAGAACAUACCGUCGUCCGAGACGAAGAUACGCAAAAAUCGCUGCAAUACGUGCUUUAAUUGUCCCAGCUGCCAGCAUACACUGUCGGUGCGUGCCUCGAUCGCUACCGUACCGUUAAGCGCUGGAUCAUCCGAGUCGAAGGAAAGUUCACCGGCGGCGGAAGAUUCGCCGAAGCUGAAACCAGCCAGCAGCAGCACACCGGAGGGAGCAGCAGCCACGGCAGCAUCACCAUCCGCACCCGGUACGAAGCAAGUCACGAAGAAGAUGUACUAUCUCGCUUGUCUCACCUGCCGCUGGAACUCGCACGAUAUUGGCAUUCCGGACCAGACGGCCGCUACCGGCCAGUGGCCCGAACCGGAAUAUCCCAACGCGACCCGGUUCGCACACCUGCUCGAACACUAUCAAUCGGUAGUGCUGCACGAGAAGCAGGAGCGUCAGGAGCUGUGGCGUAGAAAAACGCCCAAGAAGAGCCAGUUUCCCAGCCUAACGGAUCGUACCGGGCUGACGGCAUCGAUGGUACGCCGCCAGAUGGGAUGGACGGACGGGAAGGUGCAGGUAAAAACGACACCGACUCCCAUCAAGGAAUCGGUCGCAUCGGACGAGGUGGACGAACUGCCGGACGACCUGUUCUCGGCCGAGGUUAACCUGAAGACGGUCACGACCCUGACCCAACGCUUAGCCCAGCCCGCCAAGCAGUCGGCCUCGGUCAGUCAGCUGUAUCCGCAGCACAAGCUGCUCUCGAUCAAGCGUUCGCUACGGUGCCGGCAGUGUGACCACAACGUCAUCAAAUCGGAGUACAAUCCUUCCUCGAUCAAAUACCGGAUUGCACUGUUCGCCGCUUACCACGUACCGGAUGUGCGCUUGGUAAGCUGCGAGCCGCUGCGCAGCGAUGGUACGGAAUCCGUACUGCUGCUACGCAUUACGAACCCCACAAUCAACGAGAUGACCAUCACCAUUAUGGAGCUGCCGACGGUCGAGGAGGAGCAGCUGAUGAUACAGGAGCUGAAGGCACUCGCGCUGGAAGGUGGCCCAUCCUCGUCCGUAACGUUCGCCUCGCCCAGCGUUUCGCACCCAUCGUCCUUGUCCAGCCUAAGCCCGGGCUUUCUACGGCAGGGUGCACCGAUGGAGGAACCACGGCUGAUACAGCGGGCUGUGAACGGUACGCUGAAGCUACCGGACAGCAGCUUCAUUAUCAACCAGCGAGACGACUCGGCCGAGUUUGACGAAGUCAUGCAGGGACAUCAGGAUGAACCCAAAUUCGUUGUCUGGCGCAAAGCUAAUCACGUCGUUAUAAGGCUCGGCGUGCAAGCGAAACCCGACCUGCCGGCCGAUGAGGACGUAGUGGUCGGUUUCUCCCUUCAAUACACCUACUUCAAUACGGUGGCGGACAAAAGCCUAGCACCGUCCACCGUUCCAACGGCGCAAAGUGGUUCCGGCAAGGACCAGAAAUGGCAUGCCCUCAGUACGCGCCUAUACGUAAACCUAGGUAAGCUGCGAACGGGCGGUGAACCAGUCCAAUCCAACUAGGUUCCGGAUCGGAUUCGUUAUGGUAUUUAGGGUUUAAACAUAAAGGAAGGCUUCUAAAGUGGCACCUGCAUUAUAAUAUGCGGAUAUCGUAAUUUUUCGCACACGAAACUGUAAUCCCCGAUAUAUAUUUGCUUUACCCAUUUUAUUUAUGAAAUUAUACUCGUUCAGUAAUAAAAAGCGACUGAUAGGUUGUUCUAUGAACCCAGCUUAAA
Molecule: messenger RNA, 2018 nt
Organism: Anopheles stephensi (Asian malaria mosquito)
Lineage: Eukaryota; Metazoa; Arthropoda; Insecta; Diptera; Culicidae
Gene: DCTN4-p62
Product: dynactin subunit 4
Exons: 3
Coding region: 121-1806 (561 amino acids)
Cellular component (GO): dynactin complex
Source: RefSeq, a predicted model, not a curated record